Molecule: messenger RNA, 1002 nt
Organism: Anopheles aquasalis
Lineage: Eukaryota; Metazoa; Arthropoda; Insecta; Diptera; Culicidae
Biological process (GO): regulation of cell projection organization
Molecular function (GO): cytoskeletal protein binding
Source: RefSeq, a predicted model, not a curated record
UGUGGUUUUUUAGCAGAGCUGGAAAAGCAAAUCAGCAGCAAAAGUGGCGACCCGAUGAGUUGUGUUUUUGUCGAAAUUACGUUAUAUUUUACGGUGGAAAUGUACGAGAAACCUCACGUCUAAAUUGUGGAAUCCUUUCGUUCGUAAUCACAACGGAACUCGUCGAAAUAUGGAAGGCUUCGAGUACGUGAUCCAGCGUCCACCACAGGCACGCGUCUGCUUCGGUUCCGGAGUUCAGCGUGAAACGGUGCCACUCUGUGGCCCAGCACGGACCCCAUUGAUGCGUCGCCGGCAGCCUGAACAGUUGGGAGAGAAUUUGGCACCCGGCCAUUACGAGCUUACCUACGAUCCGGCCAUACCGGAAACCCAUCCCGGGGUGCGACGACGUGGAGUCAGCAAACGUGGUUUCGGACCGCUGGCAGGUACGACGAUAAGGUUCAAUUUCGAGGAAGUAAGCAACAGUCCGGGCGUUGGUGAUUAUGAGCUGGUCCGGAAACCGGCCAUCAAAGCGAGUGCCAAACCGUUUGGCUCUGGUGUACCGGAUAGGAUGCCGCAGAAUCAGUCGCAGAUUACGCCAGGCGUUGGUACAUAUCGCUUUAAAGCGCGCAAGGACAUCCGCAGUCACUCGUUCGGUGGUACGAUCAAGAUCACACCCGCCACGCGGACGUUCUGCAAACCGGACAAUUUCGAUCGCUGCCAGCGCUGUGAUGAGCGGCCGGAGGUGGAUUACUGGAAGAACUUACGCACCGAGCGGUGUCUCUGUCGACGCUGUAUGGUUCGCGAACUGAACGAGGCCCGGCCUGGUGCAGUGGCCAUGAAACAGAAGACCGCACAGAAGAAGCAGCUUGAUGCGUUAAAGGAGUUUAAGCGUGUACGCCACUGCAGCUAUUACCAUCGGCACGAUAAGACGAACGCCGCGAUACAGUUUGUCAGCAACAAGCAGUUGAAGCGAAAGUUCCGACUGGAAAACUAUCUCUCGGCGUUUGAAGAGUGAAUUGAAAU